AGGAAAUUCAAUCAUUACCGCCAUCAUAAUGGUUUGUACACGGUCUAAAGCUCGUCGAAACGAGCAAUUAAGGGGAAAUGCUACUCAUCGUCAUUAUACCGCUCUCGAAAAGGCGUGCCUUCGCGGUGAGAUAGGCCGCUCGUCGUCAGCAAUAUGGGUUAGAGACCACGCGCUCUAAUCGAGCGAUUUUUCAGCGAAAUGGAGUCCCUAAAUCGUCUGCAUACCGCAUCUUAAAGUCUAAAAGGGGCGAUCGGCGUAUAUCUGAUCAGGAAAUGCGAGGGCGGAAGCCUCUUAUCUCACCUACCCAGCUCGCAGUCCUUGAUCGCUUGGUUGAAUCAAUGGGUUGCGAAGAGAGGAAUAUCACGUGGGACGCAUUGGCGUACGAGUCUGAUACCGAUUGCGCACCACGUACGAUUCAAAGAUCUAUGGCGUCUAUGGAUUACCAUAAGAGUAUCGCCUGCAGAAAAGCUUGGGUUUCAAGGAAAUUGGCAUCUAAACGUGUUGCGUACGCGAAAAUGAUGUUAGAGAGGUAUCCUACUGCAGACCAUUGGAAACAUGUUAGAUUCAGCGAUGAGGUCCAUAUCGGACUUGGGCCCCGAGGGAAGAAUCUUAUUAUACGGAAACGAGGACAGCGGUACUGUUUGAAUUGCAUCCAACGGGUUUCAGAUCCGGAUGAAGCGGACAAGCGAAAAAUCCACGCCUGGGCGGCUGUUGGGUACGAUUUCCAAGGCCCUCUUGUUUUCUACGAUGUUCCGACGAAUAAUACCGGUAAGAUGUCGCAAGAUGUCUACUUAAACAAGAUCCUCAAACCUGUCGUUGGUCCUUGGGUUGCAAACAACGAGUAUUUUGUAUUAGAGGAGGACCAAGACUCUGGACACGCACCGCCAAGAACUACCAAAACGAAGCCUUACCCGGAAUUGAAAUGGAAAGAGGAGAUAGGGCUGCAUUCCUAUUUUAAUUGCGCGGGGUCUCCAGACCUUGCGAUCAUCGAGGACUGUUUUCAAUCUUAAAGGGGUAUGUUCGCAAAUACAGGCAUUGGGAACCGGAGGAAACACGCCAAUUGGCACAGGAGGCGUGGUAUGAGUGUCUUGAUCAAGAAUGGAUUAACCAACGUGUCCUUACCAUGCCUGAUCGGUUACGGAAGGUUAUUGAAUCAGAGGGCCAGAUGAUUGCAUACGGUAGGGGCAUGGCCGGCCCAAACCCGGGCUAACAGCCAGAAUUUCGUAGGUAUAUACUCAUUAUCUAGGUGCGAAUAGUCUCA
Molecule: messenger RNA, 1261 nt
Organism: Eremomyces bilateralis CBS 781.70
Lineage: Eukaryota; Fungi; Ascomycota; Dothideomycetes; Eremomycetales; Eremomycetaceae
Exons: 1
Coding region: 339-1010 (223 amino acids)
Molecular function (GO): nucleic acid binding
Source: RefSeq, a predicted model, not a curated record